GCCAGACUGGCGAAGAAAAGGACAGGAAGUGGGAGCGGAAGUGCGUAGCGGGGAGCGCGGGCCUGGUCCUCCCCCCUGCCCCCCAAGCCGAAGAGGUCGCGCAGGAUGAAUGUGUGGCGGGCCUGGAAGGCCGUGAGCAGCCGGCCCGCCAUGGUGUACACCUUCGGCGUGUGGACCAUCCUGGGCUCCAUCUACAUCUACACGUAUUCCCGCGUGGCGAAGGAGAAGGAGGCGAAGCAGGAGCGGGAGAAGACCGAGGAGGAGCGGGUGCUCGGUAGGAUCCUUCGCCUUCGUAGGGGGACGGGGGCCGCUUGCCCUGGAGCGCCUCUGAGCAUGUGGAGAGUGCCCCUUUUCCUUUUAUCCCCUUCCUCUUCCCACCAAAAGAAGCGCCCCCCCCCGCUUUCUAAAAGCCCUUAUUCCCCCCGCCCCGUUUUCCAGUCUUAGAAUAAUAAGAUUGUAGAGUUGAGGUCCCAAUUAUGUGGGGCAGGGCUUACCCGGAGCCCCCAAUAUUUUAUUCAAGUUAGCGCCCUUGACGGUAGUUGCAGUCCAGCAACAUCUGGAGACCCGUAGGUGCUUUACGGAUGAGCCUUGCUUUCUUCAAAUAUUGAUCUUGUAAAUGUGCUAAUGCUUUCUUCUAUAACAGGAGAAGCGGCUUCCCCAAGCUGUUUGACUGGGGCAGGGGGCGGGGUACACCUAAAGGUAAUAGUCUGCAAGCUCUGAAGUUGUGCAGAACUUCUGCACAUUGCCACACUAGCUAAUGAGUGUCAAAUUAAAUGCGCUUGAAUUAUUUAUUUUUGAAUUGUUUAUUGUUUGGGACCAACUUAGUGAUAACUCCCUAUAUUUCAAAGUAAGGUUUUUGUGCAGAACUUGAUGGCAGCAAUCAUUAGUGCUUUGGCAAUGCACUUUGAAGUGUCCUUAUGUAAGUUAAAUAUGUGUAAAAUAAUCCAUUCAUUUUUUAAAUAUAUUGUCUCAUCCAUCACGAUGCUUCAAAAAAUGAUAAAUAGCAAAAAACAAAUAGUUUUUUCUCUUAGGAACUCUUAUGAAGUGGGACUUUUGCCUUUUCUUUUCUUUUUUCUGCAUUUAGAGAAUGCAACUGGAUUGACCAAAUAUGUUUCAGAAGAUGGACGGAGGAAAGUUGUUAUGUUUAGAACAGCAGAGAAAGGCUUUACUUUCAACGUGACGACAACUUAUAAACCAAACUUUGUGCCACUGUCAACUCGCCUGCAUAAUUACAUACAGUCAUAUUUUGAUGAUACUACUAGAUCAGAAAAAUAAAUGAUUCUGAGCAAAAAUUCUCAAGAUACAUAAAAUGUCAGUAUGUUUUAUAUUUUCUAAACUCACAUGAAACCCAGUCUGAAAUAACAGAUAUGUUAUCAGCAGUUGCUUUGAAAAAUCAAUGGGUUUUCUAGACUGCCUCACUGAAUUUGAGUUUUUUGAGACCUAUUAAAAUUUGAUAUCUAUUGGAACAUUAUUAUUAUGGGGUUUUUAUAUACUGUGCUGCUUUUCAGCUCAAAUCUCCCCCAAAACACCUGUUAAUAGAAGAAAAUGUACAAAACAAUCAAAACAACAUAACAUAGCAAAAUCUCAAUAAAAGAGGAACAGAAGUGUUCCUAAGCUUUCAUCACCCCUAUAUCCCACAUCUUUAGCACCUCAAUGGAGCGUGGGGAGGGGAGUUACUAGUGUGUUUUGUUGAUGUUUUUAUUACGUAUUUUUGGUUUUAUCAUGUUUUUAUGCUGUGAACUGCCCUGAGAUCCAUGUAUGAAGGGUUGUAUACAAAUUAAGCUAAGGAGGCAGUGAAGGAAUCAUAGCAUGCAUCACCAAGGAGUUGUCUAGGCAGAGUUGUUGCAAGUGGUCUGGAAAUGAUGGGCACCAGGAGCACAUGUUGAUGAUUUGCAAGCAGCUUGCAAGGCAUUCUGAGGACAAUUGCUUGACCUCAUAGUGACUUAAGAUGCUGCUAUUACAGUAAAUCCAGCCAAGGUGUCUAAUGCAGUGCAUGGUCCAGUGUUAUGGGGCCGUUUCUAGUUAAUGCAGCCUGAUGAUGUGGACAGGAUACUUGCACAAAUGUAUUCAACCGCAUUGCCUGGAACUUUGCCUUUCCUGGCUGGUGAAAGCUAACAGAAGAGAAGUUGGACCGAGAGUGGUGAACCCAUCAUCACAUGGACAGGUGCCAGCCGUCUUUAAAGAGGGACACCCCCCCUCCAGCCUUCUGGAUGGCCUGCUCAUAGAAACCAGGGCAAACUGAAUGUGACUGGGCAGCAGCUAGGGUGGCCAGGUAUCCUGUUUUGCAGAGGACAGAGCUCUGUUUUGAGGGAAUUCUCCCCCCCCCACAAAGAUUUUUAUUAGUUUUCACAAUACAAUAAAAUAUUAUCUAGAACAAAUAGAAUCAAAGAGAUGAGAGAGAAGAACAAGAAAAGACACAUAAUAAAGCACAGAAUUAUGUGUAUAUAGUCCUCCAUCAUAAUUAUAGCUGAAUCUUCAAUCCACAGACAAAGAAGUGAGUUUUCCCAGCUCUCAGCAGGGAGCGCUUCCCCCUUCCUUAGCCUCACACCCUGAGGAAAAUUCAUUCUGGCCUGUCUCUCACACAGGUCCCUCUCUUCGAUCCAUCACCUCUCUGUAUGUAUAUCUUCAUUUAUCCCAAAUAUAAAUCUUCAGAAAUCAAAACAUAUAAGAACCAAGUUAAUAGAGUGCUAUCAAAUAUUAACAAUCGUAAAACAAAGUAAAGGAGAGGGAGGGAGGGAGGAAAUUAAAAGAAAAAAAUAGGCUUCCACUUUUCCAUCUGCCAAUUAUUUGUAUAUCAGUUAUUCAAAAUAUUUAACAUAUGCACUCUAGAAAUAUCCAGCUUUUUUCCAUUCCGCUAAUCCCAAAUUUUCAAAAGAGUAUGAGGAAAUAAAAGAUCAUUUUCAGAGUUGGUUACAUUAUAGGCAAUUACAUGAGAUGUAUAAAGAAGAUAACAAGAAAGGAUUUAGUUACACCACUUCUAGAUUUCAAAAGGAAGUAAUAGAAGGGAAAGUGAAGUUGCUGAAGGGUGCAUAUAGUAUUCUGCUAGAAUGGGAAACAAAUGAUGAGGAGGUGAGAUCGGUCAUGAUCAAAUGGGCACAAGAUAUAGGACAUAACAUACAAUUUGAAGAUUGGGAAAAACUGUGGAAAACAGAUUUAAAAUUUACAGAUUGUUCUCUUCUGAAAGAAAAUUAUAUGAAAAUGAUGUAUAGAUGGUAUAUAACACCAGUACAGAUAGCAAAAAUGUAUAAAACUGGGUCAAACAUACAUUGGAAAUGUAAAGAAAAGGAAGGGACCUUCUACCAUAUGAGGAGGGACUGCAGAGAAAUUUUAAAAAAUUGGGAAAUGAUAUACAAUGAGUUGAAGAAAAUGUUUAAAAUGACAUUUAUUUAAAAAAAACAGAAGCAUUUCUGUUAGGGAUUGUAGGACAAGAACUGCCAAGGGGAAAAAAAAUUAUGUAUGCUACAACAGCGGCAAGAGUCUUGAUUGCACAAGGAUGGAAGAAUGAGGAAACCCCGACAAAAGAACAGUCGCAAGAGAAAUUGAUGAACUAUGCAGAAAUGGCGAAAUUGACGUGCAAAUUGCAAGACAAGGACAACUGUGACUUUAAAGAAGAAUGGGAGCCUUUUAUAAAUUAUUUAAGAAGACAACAAAAUGAACGGGACUCCUUGGCAGGUUUUGAAUAAACACAGAAAUUUAUUGAGGAUUAACAUAGUAGACAGAUAUAAAAUAAGGAUGUAUACAAUUUUACAAUAUGCAGAGGUUAACGUGUUUCGAAAUCAGAGAGGAGCUGAGGGAAGUCUUAGGGGGGAGGGAGGGUUUGCUGGGGAGGUGGGAGGGGGGGGAAUAAUGAAGAUUAUUUGUUUUGAUAAUUUGUUAUGUUGAAGUUGUUAAAUUUUUUUUAAAAAAAGAUUGUAAUCCCCAAUUUUCGUUUCAGGCAUCCAAAAUUCUUCUUUUCUCAAUGUUGCUCUUCAUUAACUACUGUUACCUUCAAAUGUCCAAAAUAAUAUUUUUCCAGUUCCUUGUGGCAAGUUUCUCUUCAUUGGUUCCAACGAAGCUCAGAAACAUAGUAAUCCAUAUUUGUUUGGCUGUAAAAUUUAUUAAAGCAUUGUCAUUUUUCUUUUUUUCAAUCUUUUGAUCAUUUUAGUCUCUAGAAGAUGGGAGACUUUUUCUGUUUGUAUAUUCAUUAUUCCACAAAUCUCAUUAGACACAGCUUUGAAAGCACAUUCAAUGUAAAAAACAACUAUGCUUUGAUCUGUCUUGUGCUCUUCUUGCUGCAGAUUCCAUCAUCAGCUCCCACCUUUCCAGCAGCCAUAAAUCUGUUUCCUCAGCUACUUCCUGUUCACCGUCUGCAGGUUCUGCAUCUCCCAUUCUUAUCUGUAGCCCAAUCUCCUUAACCAUCUCCUUUUAAGUCCAUUAACUGCAUUUUAAACAGGUCUUGCAUGAGUUCAAAGAUCACGGAUUUUUUUUUGUGUAGCCAUGAUUUAAGGCUGUCUUCGCUUCCCUGCAUCAUGUGAGACUGUAAGAAAUUCCCACUUUCGUUUUUCAUCAGCUCAGCACAAGGAAACAAAGAUUUACAAAAGACGUAAAAAAUAAGUUAUAUGCAAUUCCAGUCCAUUUUAAUCUUCCCAGGCAAUAAAUUAUUUAAGCUUGAAAGGGCUCUGCCUGUUAUCUGAUACUUCUUUUAACCACCUGCAGCCUUUUUGCCUCUGUGUGUUAUUUACCGUAUUUUUCGCUCUAUAACAUGCACCCGACCAUAACAUGCACAUAGUUUUUAGAGGAGGAAAACAAGAAAAAAAAUAUUCUAAACAAAACAGUGGAUGUAUGGUUUUUGUGGUUCAUGCUAUGGCCACAGACAUGUGAUCUGACUGAGUUUGGAGUAGCCCAAUGCAAAAAUCCUGAGGAUCCAUGUGGAUCCAUGCUUUGUAACCAUGUUUUUGCACCACUGCGGCCCUAGGCAACAGUGGGUGCGUGAUUUUUUUGGUGCAAGCUAUAGCCAUGGACAUGCUAUGUGAUCUGAUGGUGAAUUUGGGGUGACCCAGUGCAAAAAUCCUGAGGAUCCAUGUGGAUCCGUGCUUUGUAACCACGUUUUAAGUGGGGAGGGAAGGAAAAGCACUCAAGGGACAAGGAGCACACGUGGGGUGUGUGGAGAAGGAUGCUGCUAAUAAUGCAGGCGAGGGGUUUAAGGGGAGAAGGAACACGCGUGGGGUGGGUGGAGAAGGAUGCUACUAAUAAUGAAGAAGAGGGGUAUAAGGGGAGAAGGCUCCUCUCCUCUCCCACUUUGCUCCUUUAAAGCAAGCAGGCUCUGCUUUUCUCGCUCCUCCCCGCUCCUCCCCGGCUUAGCGAGCUGAAAAACUUUGCUGCUAUUUAGCUAGCUGAGUGGGGAGGAGAGAGAGACAGAGAGCCUGCUUGCUUUAAAGGAACCAACCGGACAGGAGCCGCUUACACUCGUGUAAGCGGCUGCUCUCCCCUCCCGCUUUGCUCCUUUAAAGAAGCAGGCUCUCUGUCCCUCUCUCCUCCCCACUCAGCGGCUCUUCUCCCGCUUUGCUGUUUCAAAGCGAGCCACGGAGGAGGGAAGGAAGGGGAACCAUGGAUCCUCUGAUUAUGACUGCAGCAGAUCCCCCCCCGCCAUCUGUAGGCAUUCCCUCCAUAACACACACAGACAUUUCCCCUUACUUUCUGGGAGAAAAAAAGUGAGUGUUAUGGUGCAAAAAAUACGGUAAUUGGCAACUAGAAAAUCCGGUUUCUUUCCAGUUGGUGCUCGAGCCAGUAUAUUUGCCUCGCUGUAGACGUUCUCUCCUCCCCAGAGAUUUUUCUCCCUCCCCAUGAUGAUGCUUGUCUUCUUCAGAACAUCUGAGGCUGUGCCCUUCAACACCCCAUUUAGUUCAAAGGGGACUUAUCUCCUGACCACCUCUCAUUACUACUUAAUUAUCUCUGCUAGCGGGAGCGCUAGCAGAUGAUAUCUCAAUUUGGCAUAUUUCCAAUUGGAAUUUUGUUUUUGUUUUGAGGGAAUUCUUGGUUCAAAAGAAGGAACUGUAAGAAAGGGAGAGCAGGGGCCUUGUUGCUGGUUUGGAGUUUAUCUGCUAAAGUGGCUACUCAUGCAUCACCAAAAUGAGCAAGGUUUAUAUGUG
Molecule: messenger RNA, 6128 nt
Organism: Podarcis lilfordi (Lilford's wall lizard)
Lineage: Eukaryota; Metazoa; Chordata; Lepidosauria; Squamata; Lacertidae
Source: the annotation of a GenBank genome assembly